This is a messenger RNA of Acaulospora morrowiae, 998 nucleotides long. The record is from the annotation of a GenBank genome assembly. NCBI's taxonomy places the organism in Eukaryota, Fungi, Glomeromycota, Glomeromycetes, Diversisporales, Acaulosporaceae.
AUGGAGGUUAUCUUCUGGAAGAUACGUAGAAGUAAUCUUGGAAAAUCAUUGGAAUACGAACAAAUUGCAAGAAAUAAAAAGAGCAUCCGACCCAUUUUGACUCCUAUCUCGGAUGAAGUUGUCGAUUACUUUGAACAGAUAAAUAAAAAGGGAGGUUUUGGAAAGGUAUAUGAAGGAUUUUUAACUAAAGGCUACAUUUAUAAAUGGAAUGUUGAAGAAAAGAGGUGGGAAAGAACCGGAAAAAAAAAAGUUGCUUUAAAAAAAUUAAAUUCCGAACAACUUAAUGAAAAGUUUUUUGAAGAGGUUAAGCGCCACAACGAAUUUUAUGUUGACGACCACUCUCUUAUGAGAUGUUACGGAAUAACGAAGGAUCUCACAUCAAAUAAGUUUAUGAUAGUGACAACAUUUGCCGAAUUCGGCACACUUAAUCAAUACUUGAAAGAAAAUUUCAAACGUCUCACAUGGGCAGAGAAGUUUAAAAUACUAAGUUCUAUUACAAAGGGUGUUAGACAUAUCCAUGAACAUAAUUAUAUUCAUAAAGAUCUUCAUGGAAAUAACAUCGUGAUGUAUACAAAAGUUUAUCCUCUAAUUACUGAUUUUGGAGAGUGUAAACCUGUGAAUGAGAAGAAGAAGGAUUAUAUUGAAAAACUUAUUAAAAAAUGCUGGAAUAAAAAUCCCAAUGAUAGGCCCUCGGCACAAGAGCUAUACGAAGAUCUUUAUAAAUUAAGCAAAUCUCUCGAAAAUGGAAAUUUUAAUAGUUAUGAUGAUAAAGGAGAUGAAUUUAGUCGAUGCAUAAAUAAAUGUAGAGACGAUGAUACUAAGAUUAAGAGCUUAUCAACGAACGCGUACUCAAGCUCCACAGAUGGUAUUAAUUGUAGAGAUGAUUCUAAUAAGACUAAGAGCUUAUCAACGAACGCGUACUCAAUCUCCACAGAUGAUUCCGGACAAGAAUCUAAACCUUACUCAGUGGAUAAGGAAGGAGUUAGUAAUGUUAGUAG